AUGUCUCCGCCGACUCCGCACCUCUCAUCAACACCAAUAUCCAUUGUACCCUCAGCGUCCGAAGUGAAAAGCGGGAAACUCGACCAACGCAAUCUUGAGAUUGCAAUUAGGGCGCUGUCUCGAGAUGGCCUUGUGGUGCUAGAAGACAUGGUCGACCAUGCAGUCUUGGACCGAUUGAACAAGAAGAUGGUUCAAGAUGCACUCGAAUUGCAGGCAAGGAAGGAUAGCCCUUUCAACUACAAUAAAGGCAACAUUCAGCAGGACCCUCCAAUGACCCAGGAGUGGUUCAGUGACGAAAUCUACGUCAACCCGAUCGUUACGCAAGUCACUUCGACUGCGUUAGGUCCUGGGCCGUCGUUGCGCUUCAUGUCUGGCAACACUGCGCUGCCACCAACUCCUUCAUCGCCACCAGCCUCUCAGCCGACCCACAACGAUGCUGACUUCGAUCACUCCUCAAUUCCCUUCGCUCUUGUGGUAAACGUUCCUCUCGUAACAAUGACACCGGAGAACGGCUCGACAGAAAUCUGGCUUGGUACACAUCAAGGAACUACUAUCGCCGAUCAAGAGGGUGAACACGGCGAUCGUGCUAGUGGAAGGAUAAAGCAACAUCUCCUUGACGCUCGUCGCGAAGUCCGACCACCAUCUCAGCCUGUUGUCAAGAAAGGUAGUAUCGUCAUUCGCGAUCUUCGGCUUUGGCAUGGAGGGAAACCUAACUUCGGUGAAGAUCCGAGGGUGAUGCUUGCAAUGAUACACUUCGCGUCAUGGUACCGAAACGCGAUGGAAGUCGAGUUUGCGGAAGAGCUUGCCGAGCGGCUAUCCUAUGAAAAGACUGGUUUGCAGAUCGCUGCCACUUACGUGUCGCGUGAGCAUUUGCUUAAGAACUACCUAAACAGGCCUUACGGCAACGCGUAUGAUUUCGACCAGACCGAGAAAAUUGAGGGCAUCUUCUGA
Molecule: messenger RNA, 951 nt
Organism: Alternaria atra
Lineage: Eukaryota; Fungi; Ascomycota; Dothideomycetes; Pleosporales; Pleosporaceae
Exons: 3
Coding region: 1-951 (316 amino acids)
Source: RefSeq, a predicted model, not a curated record